Messenger RNA from Fundulus heteroclitus (mummichog), 1538 nucleotides. RefSeq names its product monoacylglycerol lipase abhd6-A. Bases 142 to 1143 code for a protein of 333 amino acids. The record is from RefSeq and is a predicted model, not a curated record. Lineage: Eukaryota; Metazoa; Chordata; Actinopteri; Cyprinodontiformes; Fundulidae. The transcript is spliced from 9 exons.
GCUCAUGGUUGCGUAAUUUGGGUGAAAGAGGAGAACGUCGGAGAGGGAAGGUUGAAUGGUAGAUAGAACCAGGAAGAGCCGGACAGGUACGGUUCUUGUGCUGCCAGACAGGUGGAUUUUAUUCAGGCGUCUGCAGCAGGGAUGGAGCUCAGCGUGGCUAAAACCUUAAUGCUAACAGGAGGGAUCGUGUUUCUUCCUGUUCUCGUCUUCGUUACCUCCUAUGUGUUCUGGCCCGGAGUUCUCCUGAAGGCCUAUAACUGGUACUUACGCCGCAGGCAGGGGAUGGUGGUCCGUUACGCUCACGUCGGACGUUAUCGCUUCUGCUAUUCCAGCCGCGGGACACCAGGAGGCGCCACACCGUCUCUGCUGCUGAUGCAUGGGUUUGGCGCAACCAAGGACAUGUGGCUGCCUGUCAUCACUCACCUCCCUAAAAACCAGCAUCUGGUUUGUGUGGACAUGCCUGGACAUGAAGGGACGAGUCGGACUGGUGCAGAAGAUUAUAGCAUCCUGGGUCAGGCCAACCGGAUCCAUCAGUUUGUGCAGAGUAUCGGUCUGGAUAAAACACCCUUCCACCUGGUCGGCACUUCCAUGGGGGGGAACGUUGCAGGCGUGUACGCCGCUCGUUACCCGUCUGACCUCUGCAGCCUCACCUUGGUGUGUCCAGCAGGUCUGGUUUAUCCGAAAGAGUCUGAGUUCAUCAGCCAUCUGAGGGAGCUGGAGAAAAACAAAGAGGAGGAGUCCAACCCUCUCAUCCCCACCACUCCUCAGGAGCUGGAGACCAUGCUGAAGCUGUGCUGUCACAAGCCUCCCAACCUCUCCCAGCAGGUCAUGCGGGGUCUCCUGGCCAACAGGAUCCCAAACAACGACUUUUACAGAGAAGCAUUCAAGGAGAUCGUGGGUGAGAAGUCUCGCCACUCGCUGCAGGAACACCUUCAUCAGAUCACAGCACCCCUGCAGGUCAUCUGGGGGAAGCACGACCAGGUGCUGGACGUUUCAGGAGCCACAGUGAUCCAGACGGAGCUGCCUCACUGCCAGGUGGACCUGUUGGAUGACUGCGGUCACGCCGUUGCUUUGGAGAGGCCAAGAAAAAUGGCUAAACUCAUAAUAGACUUUGUGCACAGUGAAGCUAAGAAACACGCCUGAAGAACACCUUGCUGAAUGGAUAAUGAGGAAGCUACAACUUAAGCGUUAAAUUUGAUUGAAUGCACACUUUUCACUGAAUUUGAUGAAAUUGUUUGAAGCUAAUAUUUACUUAUUUUAAUUCAAACUCUCUACUGAGACUCAUCCUUGUCAUUAAUAUCAUUCCAUGAGAGGGAUUUGAUUAAUUUCUCUUUUGAAAAAACUGCUUAAAUUUUUUUUCUUUUGGGAAAAACCUAUUUUAACUUUACUGUAGGCCGAAGGCCACUGAAUCCUGUGUGAAUUUAUUUUUCUAUGUUUUCUUUGUGGAUCAAAAACAAUAUUGAUCAAUGACUUGUAACAGUAACACAACAAUAUUUUCACACAAACUUUUCAAGGAUUGAAUUAAAACUUCAAACAAA